This is a messenger RNA of Hevea brasiliensis (rubber tree), 1022 nucleotides long. RefSeq lists its product as uncharacterized. The transcript has 3 exons. Bases 69 to 992 code for a protein of 307 amino acids. Lineage: Eukaryota; Viridiplantae; Streptophyta; Magnoliopsida; Malpighiales; Euphorbiaceae. The record is from RefSeq and is a predicted model, not a curated record.
CUAUCCAUUUUCCAAUCAACACAUUCCCUGUCUUGAACGAAGCAGCUAAUUCGAACAAAAACAAAACCAUGCCUAGUGCAAGAAUUAGAAUCCCAAUUUAUCAACAGAAUUUCGCCGGCGAUGGUUAUGAACUACAGUUUCAUGACCAACUGGCGGCGAAUUUCUCCGAUAUGAUUUUCGGGUUUCUUGAAGAUAGUCAUGAAGAAUCAUUGCAGGGAAGUACUAGCAGCGAGGAGUGUCGGGAAAAUGAAGCAUUAGAUGAAGAAGAUGAAGAGAGAUCAGAAAAUGGAAGUGUUGAAGAGGACAAGAACUUUUGGGAGAAACAACACCAGCUUCUACAAGCUAGCUUAUGCAGGACUAGCUCCUUGGAAUCAGGGAUUAGAAAUGUUACUAAAGAAGCAAUAAAGGAAAUUCAGAUGGCAGGAACAAUCUGUGGUUGUGGAAGAUCAAUGGUAGGUGGCUGCCGGAAUUGUUUGAUGACAGAAAUCUCUGGCCACCUCCGAAAUGCAGGCUAUAAUAGUGCCAUUUGCAAAUCUAAAUGGAGAAGUUCUCCAGAUAUCCCAUCAGGGGAACACACGUUUUUGGAUGUAAUAGACAAUUCAAAUUCUAAAAAAGGGGAGGUGAGGGUGAUAAUUGAAUUAAAUUUCCAGGCUGAGUUCGAGAUGGCAAAAGCAAACGAGGAGUACAAUCGGCUAGUCCGACGAUUACCGGAGUUGUUCGUGGGAAAAAGCGAAAGAUUAAACACAGUAAUAAAGAUCUUAUGCUCGGCAGCUAAGAAGUGCAUGAAAGAAAAGAAAAUGCACUUGGGGCCAUGGAGAAAACAAAGAUACAUGCAAGCAAAAUGGCUGGGCAAUUGUGAAAGAACAACGGUGAAGCCUGCCUUUUCAACGGAACGUUCCGGCCGGGUCUCAAAGCCCAAGGCGUCCAUGUUAACGGUGGAUUUACUAGAGAUGUUGCCAAAUAUGCAUUGUACAGCAGUUGAGGUUGUGUGAUAUUGUGAAAUGAAAAUUUUGUUUCUCUUU